GCAUUGUUAAUUCGAUGUUCGAAUGAUAUGAAAGUGAUAUCGUCGAGUGUUUCGUUAAUUAUUAUAAAAAAUAAUUAAAGAUUAAUUAUCACGAAUGAAAUUUUAUGCCAAUUUUCUGGAAAAUGAUAUAAUAAUGCUAAUGCAUAGCCUCACUAUAAUGAAUUUCCAGUUAUUAAAUUUUAUCCAAUUUUUCAAAUAAUGAUAUAUCUCUGUCGCGAGUGUAUGCAAAAUGGUUUUUUGUGCUCUUUCAAAAAAUAAUCAUGCAGGCGUUCUGAUAUUUAUUCUAACGAAUGGUGUGCUCUUCGCUCAUGGAUUUAAUCUUGAAACGAGAUUGCCCUCGGUGAAGCAGGGACAUAAUGGUUCAUAUUUCGGAUAUUCGGUAGCAGCUCAUCAAAUUCAUGAUGAAGACGGACGAAUCACUGAUAGAUUGAUGUUAGUGGGAGCUCCUUUGGACAAAAAUUUGCAACCCCAAACAACAAAAUCAGGAGCUUUAUGGAGAUGCCCACUAACAAACGACCGUAACGAUUGUAUUCAAGUUAUAACCGAUGGUCGAAGAGCCGAGGGCGGUGUCUACAAAACAACUAAAGUCGACAACGAUGAAUUAUCACCACCCAAUAGCGAUGAAGUAAAAGAUGGUCAGUGGCUUGGAGUAACAGUAAAAAGUCAAGGACCAGGCGAGAAAGUUUUGGUAUGUGCUCACCGAUAUGUAUCUGGUAAUUUCUCAUGUCGUGGAUUAUGCUACAUAUUGAAGCAAGAUUUGGAACUCGAAAAACAUUCCGAGCCAUGUCAAAGUUUACAAGUGGGUCAUACAAAAUUUGGAAGUUGUCAAUCGGGCACCAGUGGUAUGAUUUUCGAAGACGAUAACGUAGUGAUCGGAGCGCCCGGGGCUUUAAACUGGAGAGGAGCUGUUACAAUUUUGAACGUCAACGACGAUCCUCGAAGAGAUAAAGAAGUUUUUACAGGGCCUACUGACUCGUGGAACGAGAUAAAUCCAUAUGGUUAUCUAGGUAUGUCCGUGACCGGUGGAUAUUUCCUGGGUGAUAACAUCUCGGUAUUUGCUGCGGGUGCUCCUCGCGGUAACGAAACCGGCCAAGUUGUAUUGUUCGUUAAGAGACAAUCGACAGGACCCAAAGAUAAAUGGAUACGGUAUUUAAUCAUAAACGGCGAACAGAUCGCAUCCAAUUUUGGCUAUCAAGUUGCCGCAGCCGACUUGAAUGGCGAUAAACUGUCUGAUCUCAUUGUCGCGGCUCCUUUCUAUUUCAAUUUAAAAACCGAAGAAGGAGGAGCUGUUUAUAUUUAUAUGAAUGAUCCUGUCUAUCAUUUAAAUAGAAGUGUUCCUGUAAAAUUGACUGGAAAGCUGGAGUCGAGAUUCGGUCUGGCUAUUUCAUCAUUGGGCGAUUUGAAUCGCGACGGAUGCGAUGAUUUAGCUGUCGGUGCUCCUUACGAAGGAAACGGUGUGGUGUACAUUUAUUUAGGCUCUCGUAAUGGGCUUAUCACAAAACCUAGUCAGAUAAUAAAAUCGGAGACGAUUUACAAUAGAUAUCCUCUUUAUACCACGUUUGGUUAUUCGCUGAGUGGCGGUGUUGAUUUGGAUGGAAAUGGAUAUCCUGAUUUACUCAUCGGUGCUUAUGAGAAUGAUACUGUGGUGUUAUUAAGAUCUCGACCUAUCAUAGGCUUCACUACCAAAGUUCAGCCAGAGUAUAAUUUAACAAAUAUUGAUCCUAAUGUGCGGAAUUGCUUGAUCAAUAAUACCAAUUAUAUAUCUUGCUUUUCGUUUGAAACUUGCUGCACAAUUACUUCUGUCGUGCAACCUUACACGAAUCGUAAUUUACGAAUCCAAUUCCAAUUAGAGGCGGAAUCCUUCGAAGGAAAAACCUCUCGAAUCUGGUUCGAUGAUUUUUACAAAAAAGAUCACAUUAUUACGAAAGAAUUAAUAAUGAACAAUAAAACUGAGCAUUGUGAUAGACAUACUGCUUAUUUGAAGGAAAACACUUUGGAUAUUCAAUCUCCUAUAAAAAUUCGAAUGUCGUAUAAACUUAUACAUAGAGAACCUGAACAAAGUUCCGGUAGAGAUUUACUGUCGUUGGAUGACUAUCCAAUUUUAAACCAACAAGAGGCCGAUAAAGUGUUCGAAGCUACGUUUUUAAAGGAUUGCGGUAGCAAUGACAUAUGCGAAAGUCGAAUCAAUUUGACGGCUAAUUUAUUACUCGAUCAGUUGGGUAUAAAAGAUUCUGAUCCAAAUAUGUAUCAAUUGGCCCUCGGUGAACGGAAAAGUUUGAUAAUGAAUGUUACCAUCAACAAUAGCGGUGAAUCGGCUUAUCAAGCUCAGCUUUUCGUUCAGUUCCCCAAACAAGUUACCUAUAAUCAAGCUUACUUAAUCAACGACAAAGAUCGUUAUAUUUGUCAUUCGAAGUUGGAUACGUAUGUAGUAUGUUCGUUGGGAAAUCCUUUAAAACAAUCAGCUCAUCUCGAUUUACAAAUUGAAUUCGAUCUGGAAAACGUCAACGGCUCGGAACCGUUAUUAGAAUUCAAUAUUACCGCCAAUACUACAUCUAAUGACAGAAACGCCGCUUCAAAUAACUUGAAAUUCAAAGUACGAGUUGUUGAAAAGCUUCAGCUAUCGAUUAAUGGUUAUUCGAUUCCGGAAGAGAUACCAGAAAUGCAGAAUACCGAACUGAAAGGUGAAUCUGCCAUCGAAUACGUGGAAGAAAUUGGAAACAAGGUGAUACACUAUUACACUAUUUACAAUUACGGCACGUGGAACGUCUCCAAUCUACGAGUGGAAUUUGAAUGGCCAUAUCAAGUAGCUAAUGAUAAAAAAGAAGGCAAAUGGUUAUUAUAUCUCGAUGAACAUCCUGUGGUCGAAAACGCUAUUGGUCAAUGUGAUAUAUCACCAAAUGACGUAAACCCUUUGAAGAAAUUGACCGGAAGACCGGAAGAAUUGACCGCCGCUAAUUUUUCCAGUACAAAGAAUAUAUUUCCUGUUGGAGACAAGUCGGGUUUCAACGAAAAGACCGAAUCGUCUUCAAAUGCCAAGUAUAAUCGAGUAAAACGUGACACCGAAAUGACAGUGACUCCUGAAACGUAUUAUAAAGAUGGUAAAAAAUACAAAAUCGUGAAAAUGAAUUGUAUACUCAAAACGGUGAAAUGUUUGAAAUUCAGUUGCGAAUUGAAUUUAAUCGAAAGCAAACAGUUCGCUAGUAUUAUUAUCAAAUCGAGAUUAUGGGAUGCCACCUUGAUCGAAGACUACAGCGAUGUGGAUCUAAUAAAAAUAAGUUCUCGAGCAAAAAUGCAUAUACCCAGUUCCUCAGUUACUCUACAGAAUAUUUAUUCGGACGAGUUUCUGGUUGAAACCUCUGCCAGAGUAAAUAUACGUGGACAACAAACACCAGAAUCCAUUCCAUUAUAUUACAUAAUAGGUGCCAUUCUCAUCGGUCUACUGAUGUUCAUUUUACUCACAUUGUUGCUUUGGAAAUUAGGUUUUUUCAAAAGAAGAAGGCCAGAUCCUACUUUGAGUGGAAACUUGGAAAAACAUAGGUUAGAUGAUUGAUAGUCCUGUAACAUGGUUUUUUUUUAUACAUGUAGUAAGUAAGAAAACGGUGAUUUACCUACGUGCCAGUUAACUGCCACUUCCUGUGUAUGUAAUACUUUUUGUUUUUUAAUUUUUUAAAGAUUCUUUUUACUUUAAAAUAGUGUUUUUACUCGUCGCAGAGCAGUCGAUUCUAGCUUAAGCUAUAUUGUUGUAUUGUUUUACUAAAAAGUGGGUUAGUAUUUAAGAAGGAGGGUUUUUUUCUUCGCUGUCUAAGACAUUUAUAUUUACUUUAUUAUGUUUAACGCGUGCAAAAACUUUCCAAUUAGUGUUAAGAUAGGAUAUCCAGGAGUCUAUGAAUAUUAUUACUGUUACUUAAUUAUGAUCGUUGAUUAUUGCAUUUAUACGGCCAAUCGGUUAAUUUUAUAUUUUUAGCCUAUACGGUUUUUAUAAAUUUUUAAUUCAAUUAUUUUUAACAAUAUUUUUCAUGUACUUACGAACAUUGUUUUGUAUUUUUGUGAUUUUUUUAAUGGUUUUAUUUUUACGCCUUCGCUUAGUGUAUAGUUUUCUUAAUGGACUGACGUACGUACAUAGCACAAUUUAUUAUUUUAUUAUUAUUGUAAGAUUUUAUACUCUUCAAGAUGAUGUCCUUUUGUAAAAAAAAAAAAAAACAUUCGUCCUUUUUUAAAUCCAUUUUAUUCUCAAAGUUUUUUGCCUUGUUACCAAAUUUCAACCAGUAUUACCUUAAUGUUUUCUUUAUUUAUGUGAUACGGUUCACGUUUUAAGCGAGUUUAUACAAUUUUUUAGGUGCUAAUGUUGCAUUUAAACGACCCAGAUUAGAUAUUUUCGACGAAAAUUUCAUCUUACAGUGUUAGAGAAGUUUUGUAUUUAAGGGAUAUAGUUGUUGUAAUAAAGGGUUAUAGGAAUGUACAGGAUUUCAUGGGUCCAAGAAUUAUUUCAAAGAAUAAAUGUAAUAAUUUUUCCUAUUUUAAUUUAGUCAUUUUGUAAUUAUUUUUCAAUGCCAUAUAUUUUCGAAUAUUUUACUUAGCCAUUUCGACCAAGUUUCGGCAGCUUAUUUUUAAUCAGAACUCAUUUAUCUUAUAAAAACGUAAUAUGAUACAAAGUAUAUUUUUGUUGUAAAAAAUUCUCUUGUAUUUAUUAAGGAAAAAUUGCAAUAAACGUGUAUUUUUUUGUUCAUAA
Molecule: messenger RNA, 4729 nt
Organism: Planococcus citri (citrus mealybug)
Lineage: Eukaryota; Metazoa; Arthropoda; Insecta; Hemiptera; Pseudococcidae
Gene: mew
Product: multiple edematous wings
Exons: 19
Coding region: 230-3550 (1106 amino acids)
Biological process (GO): integrin-mediated signaling pathway; cell-matrix adhesion; cell-cell adhesion
Cellular component (GO): integrin complex; external side of plasma membrane
Molecular function (GO): integrin binding
Source: RefSeq, a predicted model, not a curated record